UCAACUGUCAAAAGAAUAGACAUGGCAGACUACAUCAAUUCACAAGUAACUGGAGAGAGGAGUAGUUUGGAGCAGAGAGAAAAUGUCCAUUCAGGAGGGUCAAAAGUCUACAGGGUUGUCGGUGUCAGCUUUGGUCUGCUCUGCAUCAUUCAGUCUGCUCUCAAUAUGUCUCUUAGGCUCCAACGAAUUGGAUGUCGUAACAACCAGAUCGGAGAUAUUGAGAUGUUGAAGGACCAGCUCAGCCAACAACAAGAUCAGAUAAUAAAGCUUCAAACUCAAAGAGAACUCCUGAAAAUGAGGCUUUCUGAAAUGGCAGAACAAAAACUCCAAGGAUGUCCGCAGGGAUGGAGGCUAUACAUGUCAAGCUGUUACUAUGUUUCUACUGUGACAAAGACCUGUCAGAAUGCCCAGUACGACUGUGAGAGGAGAGGAGCUCACCUUGUGGUUUUAAAUGAUAGAAAGGAAGAGGAUGCUCUCCGUGGUUUUGGAAGUCAAGUCGCGUGGAUCGGCUUGAGGGCUCAACGGAAUGCUCGGUUGGAUUCAUGGACAUGGGUGGACGGAAGCAAACUGACUAAUACUGACAGGAUUCGGCAGCCAGUUGGUCAACGUUUGAACUGCGCCUAUACCGGCACUACGAACUGGGUCCUUUCCUUUUGCGAAGAACAACACUACUGGGUGUGUGAGAAGAAACGCCUCUGCUGAAUACCAUUUUAUGUGUGCUUUGUAUGACUGUUGUAUUAACUAUGUGAUGUUGUGUUUUGCCUCCGGCUGAUAAAGAAAUGUUAGUAGAAA
Perca flavescens (yellow perch) is the source of this 792-nucleotide messenger RNA. RefSeq names its product C-type lectin domain family 12 member B-like. NCBI's taxonomy places the organism in Eukaryota, Metazoa, Chordata, Actinopteri, Perciformes, Percidae. Gene Ontology annotation, cellular component: plasma membrane. The transcript is spliced from 6 exons. The coding region runs from base 22 to 702 and encodes 226 amino acids. The record is from RefSeq and is a predicted model, not a curated record.